This is a messenger RNA of Telopea speciosissima, 1509 nucleotides long. RefSeq names its product probable auxin efflux carrier component 8. Gene Ontology annotation, biological process: auxin export across the plasma membrane; auxin polar transport. Gene Ontology annotation, cellular component: plasma membrane; endoplasmic reticulum. The coding region runs from base 192 to 1262 and encodes 356 amino acids. Gene Ontology annotation, molecular function: auxin efflux transmembrane transporter activity. Lineage: Eukaryota; Viridiplantae; Streptophyta; Magnoliopsida; Proteales; Proteaceae. The record is from RefSeq and is a predicted model, not a curated record. The transcript has 6 exons.
ACUAGAGAACUGUUCUGAAGGCAUUUACUUUGUUAAGAAAGAUUCUCUGACAGUCAUGUCUUUUCCUUCAACAAGCCAACAAUCCCAUCUAGGGAACGUAUAAGAGUUUAGAAAACCAACAAUUCAUAUAUAAGAAACAACACAGAAAAUCCCCAGCCUGUAUUAGCUCUCCUCCUUAACAGCAGGUGGAUAUGAUUUCCCUGGCUGAUGUUUACCAUGUCUUGGAAGCAACAAUCCCCUUGUAUGUUGCCAUGAUCUUAGCCUACAUGUCUGUAAAAUGGUGGAAACUCUUCACCUUGGAACAGUGUUCAGGCAUUAACAAGUUUGUGGCAAAAUUUUCCAUCCCACUUUUGUCUUUCCAUGUGAUCUCAACCACAAAUCCUUACCAGAUGAACCUGAAACUCAUGCUCUCAGACUCCCUCCAAAAACUACUUGCUCUUCUUCUUUUAGCACUCUUCACCAAACUUAGCUCUAGAGGAAACUUAGAUUGGGUUAUAACUGGUCUCUCUUUGUCAACACUUCCAAACACUUUGAUCCUGGGAAUUCCACUACUGAAAGCUAUGUAUGGUCAUGAAGCAACUGCACUUCUCUCACAGAUAGUUGUCUUACAAAGCUUAAUUUGGUAUAAUUUACUGCUGUUUCUCUAUGAGUUCAGGGCUGCUGGAGCAGUCUCUGUGACUCCCUCACUAGAAGCCACUGGGCAAUCAGUGGCCCCACAGGGAGCACAACUGAAAGAGGGGGAGGAAACAAGAGCCACAACCACAAGAAAACUCAAAACCAAACAGAUUCUCACGACAGUAGGGAGAAAGCUCAUAAGCAAUCCAAAUACUUAUGCAAGUUUGGUUGGUCUCAUUUGGGCAUUCAUCGACUUUAGAUGGAGACCAGAUCUGCCAGUGAUCGUUAAUAAAUCAAUAUCAAUAUUGUCAGAUGGAGGACUUGGCAUGGCCAUGUUCAGCAUAGGUCUUUUCAUGGCAUCACAAACUAGAAUAAUAGCUUGUGGGACUUGGAUGGCAGCCUUAGCCAUGGGAACAAAAUUUUUGGUUGGACCUGCUCUAAUGGCAAUCUCCUCCCUUGCUGUUGGACUGAGGAGUACAUUGUUCAAGGUGGCAGUCUUGCAGGCAGCUCUUCCUCAAGGGAUCGUUCCAUUUGUGUUUGCAAAAGAGUACAAUGUGCAUCCAAGCAUCCUGAGCACCGGGGUAAUCUUUGGCUUGCUUAUUGCAAUUCCAAUAGCACUGGCCUACUAUUCGCUGCUAGCAUUGUAGUUCUCCCAAGCAAUGGCAAAAGAUUCCAAAACCAGGAAAAGCAUAAUAAAGGCUCAACAUGAAAUAUGGGGGCCAUAUUUAUUUUAUACAACCUUCUUUGUAUUUUUACAAGAAAAAAAAAAGGAUAAGAUAAAUAAAGGCAAAGAAGUAUCAUUACAAUUGUCAUCAUAAUUUCUCUGUGAAUAAUAAAAUAAAACCUUUCUCUGCACUUGGCACAAAGUCACGAGUAAAAGAACUAAGAUAUACU